AUGGCGGCGGGCGGCGGCAGCAAGAGGACGUGGGUGGUGGACGUGGAGAAGACGCUCAAGGAAGCCGAUAAGUCGGUGGAGGUGUCGCGGUGGGAACGGCACUGCAUCUAUCGCGUGCCGGCGUGCAUCAAGGACAUCAAGAGCAAGGCCUACCAGCCGCAGGUGGUGUCCCUCGGCCCCUUCCACCAUGGAGACCCCAACCUGCUACCCAUGGAGGAGCACAAGCGCCGGGCGCUGCGCCACCUGCUCCGCCGCGCCAGGCGGCCGCUCGACGACUUCGUCGCCGCCGUCGAGGACGACGCGGAGCAGCUGGAGAGCGCGUACAUGGACCUCGGCGUCGAGUGGCGCGCCGGCAUCGGCAGCGGGGGCAGGGAGCGGUUCCUGGAGAUGAUGAUCGUCGACGGCUGCUUCCUGCUCGAGGUGAUGAGGACGGCCGCGGGGAAGAACGUCCACGACUACGCCAGCAACGAUCCCAUCUUCAGCAGCCACGGGAUACUCUACAUGGUGCCCUACAUCCGCCGAGACAUGCUCAUGCUCGAGAACCAGCUGCCGCUGCUCGUCCUCCAGAAGCUCAACGCCGUUGAGACUGGAAAGCCUCCGAACGACGACUUCGUCAACAGAAUGGUGCUAAGGUUUCUGGCCCCAUCUUCCCGGCCACUACAACCAGGCAUUGGCCUAGGGCUCCACCCACUGGAUGUGUUCCGGCGGAGCAUGCUCUAUGGCGAAUACCAGAAAAUCCCCAACUCCCGGGACACGCAGGACAACGACAUCAUCCGGUCGGCGGUGGAGCUCUACGAAGCUGGUAUCGGGUUCAAAACCAGCAAGUCGAGCAGCCUCCACGACAUCCGCUUCCGGCACGGCGUGCUAAGCAUGCCGACGGUGCCCGUGGACGACUCCACCGAGUACAUGUUCCUCAACAUGAUGGCGUUCGAGCGGCUGCAUGUCGGCGCCGGGAACGACGUGACCGCCUACGUCUUCUUCAUGGAUAACAUCAUCGACUCCGCCAAGGACGUGGCGCUGCUGAGCUCCAAGGGGAUCAUCCAGAACGCCGUCGGCAGCGACAAAGCCGUGGCCAAGCUGUUCAACAGCAUCUCCAGGGAUGUGGUGCUGGAGCAGGACAGCGCACUGGACGCUGUGCAGCGGCAGGUCAACGGCUACUUCAGGCAGCCGUGGAACAUGUGGCGCGCCAACCUCAUCCACACCUACUUCAGGAGCCCCUGGGCGUUCCUCUCCCUUGCCGCUGCCGUCUUCCUCCUCGUCAUGACAAUCAUGCAGACCGUCUACACCGUCAUGCCGUACUAUCGGCCGGCGGAUAGCAACCCGCCUUCGGCUCCGUCUCCGAUGUGAUCCGCGCGCUGCAACAACAACUUGCCUGCUACUCAUUUUCGGACAUCUACACCGAGAGUUCCUGCUGCGUGAUUUGGUUUUGCUCUCCGAGUUUUUGUUGCUAUCGUU
Lolium rigidum is the source of this 1455-nucleotide messenger RNA. Its product is annotated as UPF0481 protein At3g47200-like. NCBI's taxonomy places the organism in Eukaryota, Viridiplantae, Streptophyta, Magnoliopsida, Poales, Poaceae. The transcript is spliced from 2 exons. The record is from RefSeq and is a predicted model, not a curated record. Bases 1 to 1347 code for a protein of 448 amino acids.